AUUCAUAGUUAUUACAGUUGAUUAAGUGCUGACUCAAGUAAAACCUACCGUCCCUGCAUCUAUCCUCAAAAGGAUCGAACCUCCGAGGAACAUGACCUCUGCCAAACCAUGAUACCCCAACCACAUUUCUCCGAUAAAGGCAACAACAUCACAACCUAAAGCUGCUUCACUUCUCAGAUUUGAUUCAACCCAAUUCAGAACAAAGUGUUAUCAUUAAUUCCCACUUAUUCUUCAGUCUUCACACUUUCUCCUUUUCAGUCUUUAGAUCAGAUGCGCUUCAAAAAGGUAGUGUUAGUUCAAACUUGAAACCGCUUAUAAACAUUGAUUAUUGAAUUUCAAAGUGAAAUAUGGCAAUAGCUCGGUUAGUUCGGCAAGCAAAACGACCUUAUGGAUUGUGGGUGAAGAUGACAGCUGUUACUAUGUUGGGUCUUUGCUUUAUCUUUGUUUGGGCAGUGUUUUCUUCUUCAUCAUCUUCUGUCACUUCUCAAAGGGAAAGCUUUGAAGACAUUGCAGAACCAGUGUCCUCUUCUAGGCACCAUAAACCAGAAAAGAGAGAGGGUAGUGGCAACAAGUUGAAAGAUGAAUUUCAUAGUGGCAAAAAGACUAAUGGAUCUUCUUCUGCCACGCGUCCUCACCCUGAACAUAAAGGAAGGGACAAGAAGAACGAGAAGAAAAGGGUGCAUAAGGAAGAUAAAGAGAAACACAAUAAAGGGUCAGAUGAUUCUCAACUCAAUGGUCAAGAAGAGAAAGAUAAGGGUGAAGAAGAGGUGGCGGGGGAGGGUGAUGAAGAAAGAUUGGAAUUGGAUCGUGAGAGUGAAGUGGAUGUGGAUGCGGAUGUUGAUGCAGGCAAUGAUUUGGCUGAAUCUGUGGAUCAGGAUUCUGAGACGUUGGAAGAUGGAAGUGUGGAAGAGGAGUUCAAGAAAACAAGCAAGGGAAAGGUGAAAGGACCCUUGUUUGAUCCAAAUGCUAGCUAUAGGUGGAAAUUGUGUAGCACUAGGAGCAAGCAUAAUUACAUUCCUUGCAUUGAUAUUGAAGUUGGUGGUGGAAAGGUGCCCAGCUACCGUCACACGGAGAGGAGUUGUCCAAGGACACCCGUGAUGUGCCUGGUUCCUCUUCCUCAUGAAGGGUAUGAGUCUCCAUUGCCUUGGCCUGAGAGCAAACUGAAGAUAUUGUAUAAGAAUGUCGCACACCCUAAGCUAGCUGCAUAUAUAAAAAGACAUAGUUGGUUGAUGGAGUCUGGAGAGUACCUUACUUUUCCCCAAAACCAAUCCGAGUUCAAGGGAGGGAUUCAUCACUAUCUUGAGUCCAUUGAAGAGAUGGUACCAGACAUUGAAUGGGGUAAAAAUAUUCGUGUUGUCCUGGACAUUGGAUGUACAGAUUCGAGCUUUGCAGCUACUCUCCUUGAUAAGGAGGUUUUAACAUUAUCACUAGGCUUAAAGACUGAUCUAGUGGACUUAGCUCAGGUGGCGCUUGAGCGGGGUUUCCCAGCAGUGGUUAGUCCCUUUAGUAGAAGGAGGCUUCCUUUUCCAAGUCAAAUUUUUGAUGUUAUACAUUGUGGGGGUUGCAGCAUACCUUGGCAUUCCAAUGGUGGUAAGCUUCUAUUAGAGAUGAAUCGGAUUCUAAGACCUGGUGGAUACUUUCUUAUGUCAACUAAACAUGACAGCAUUGAAGAAGAAGAAGCCAUGACCACGUUGACAGCAUCUAUUUGUUGGAAUGUUCUGGCACAUAAAAGUGAUGAUGUUGGUGAAGUUGGAGUUAAAAUAUAUCAAAAGCCUGAAGGGAAUGACAUAUACGAAUUGAGGAGGAAGAAGAUUCCACCACUUUGCAAAGAAAAUGAAAAUCCUGAUGCAGCCUGGCAUGUUCCAAUGAAGACUUGUUUGCACGCCAUUCCAUCAGGAAUCGAACAACAUGGGGCAGAGUGGCCUGAGGAAUGGCCCAAGAGGCUUGAAUGUUAUUCUGACUGGAUGAACAACAGAGAGAAAUUGGUUGCAGACACCAACCACUGGAAUUCAAUUGUUAAUAAGUCAUAUCUCAAUGGAAUGGGCAUUAACUGGACAAGUAUUCGGAAUGUAAUGGACAUGAAAGCCAUCUAUGGAGGAUUUGCUGCAGCUCUCUCUCAACAGAAGGUGUGGGUGAUGAAUGUAGUACCUGUUCAUGCACCAGACACACUACCCAUAAUUUUUGAACGUGGGCUUAUUGGUGUCUAUCAUGAUUGGUGUGAGUCAUUUGGCACUUAUCCAAGAACAUAUGACCUAUUGCAUGCAGAUCAUUUGUUCUCUCGGCUCAAAAACAGGUGCAAACAGCCAGUGUCCAUUGUUGUUGAGAUGGACCGUAUAUUACGGCCAGGAGGGUGGACAAUUAUACGUGACAAAGUUGAAAUUCUAAAUCCAUUGGAGGAGAUAUUAAGAAGUAUGCAGUGGGAAAUUAGAAUGACUUUCGCUCAGGAUAAGGAGGGUAUCAUAUGUGCACAGAAAACUAUGUGGAGGCCUUAAGUCUCUAUGAUACGCAUAUUUUUUUCCCUUGUAUAAUAACAUCAACCAUAACCACAACCUCAAUUGCCACUAUGAUUUUAUUACCAUGAUCUUCCUUCAA
Molecule: messenger RNA, 2592 nt
Organism: Abrus precatorius (Indian licorice)
Lineage: Eukaryota; Viridiplantae; Streptophyta; Magnoliopsida; Fabales; Fabaceae
Product: probable methyltransferase PMT28
Exons: 9
Coding region: 348-2492 (714 amino acids)
Cellular component (GO): trans-Golgi network; endosome; cytoplasm
Molecular function (GO): methyltransferase activity
Source: RefSeq, a predicted model, not a curated record